GUGGCUCGGUCACUUGGGCAAGCGCUAACGGUAAAGCGCUGCAGGGAAACACAAUGAGGAAGAGCCGCCUGGCUUUCAAGCCAAAGUGAACACGUGACACAGGGGGAGUAUUAAAGCUCAGGGGUGAUGCGGAUACCUCUGAAGCACGAUGUUCUGGUUUCAAGAAGGACUGUGCGGCUUACCAGCCUUUCUGGUAGUUUGGUCAUCAAGCACCUUUAUAGUCAACUACAUAAUUGCCCUGUACAAAGGACAUGUGGACGUGGUCUUCCCGUACAUAAGUGACACUGGGGCGAUCCCUCCAGAGAGCUGCAUUUUUGGCCUGAUGUCAACAAUCACAGCCUUUGCAGGGUUUGCCACCAUGUUUGCCAGAUAUAAAUUUUUGGAGAGACAGAAUGAGAUAACAGGUGGAGUGAGUCCUGCUCUGAACAAAGCUGCUCUCUUCUUUGCCGUCACUUCUUGUUUGGGCAUGUGUGUUGUAGCUACAUUCCAGGAAACUACGGAGGGGACAGUCCAUGACAUUGGUGCCUUUAUUUUCUUCCUUUCUGGCGUGGUUUACAUCAUUCUUCAGACCAUAAUCUCACAUAAGGCUCAUCCUUAUGGUGCUUCAAAGCGUGUGUGUUAUAUCCGCACCAUCUUUGCCAUUGUGGCCUUCGUAGCAGCAUUUCCAACUAUCAUUUUUGCUUUUUUGGUGAAAGUAACCAAGUUGCACUGGAACCCAGAAGACGAGAACUACAAAUUCCAUUUGGCAAGUGCUGUGAGCGAGUGGAUAGUCUCCUUCACUUUUGUCUUCUUCUUUUUCACAUAUAUACAGGAGUUCAAGCAGUUCACCCUGAAAGUGAAAGCUGAAUUACUGGAGUUUACAUGACUGUACCGUUACACUGCGACUGCGACACUUUGUGCGAUUAUUCAAGUGUUUUUUAAUUUUUUUUUAACGAAUUUAUAUUUUUUACAGACUGUAACCAUUUUAAAUGUGUGCAAUCAAUGUGUGUUCAAAUGUCAAAUGUGUGUUUUGUAAUCAGUCUCCGUUGUAUAUAUAUAUUUUUUUUUUACUUUUGUAUAUGUAACUAAUCACAAAGGCAUAAUUACAGAAUUUACUGUAUUCCAAACAAGGACCUACGUUAUUGGUAACAGUAUUGCACUUUAGUCCAUGUAAUUUUAAUGUUGCCCAACUAAUAAUGUGAUCCAGCAAUAAAAUAGUCAUAUGAUUACCCA
Pygocentrus nattereri (red-bellied piranha) is the source of this 1212-nucleotide messenger RNA. RefSeq names its product DNA-damage regulated autophagy modulator 1 (gene dram1). Gene Ontology annotation, cellular component: lysosome. Gene Ontology annotation, biological process: regulation of autophagy. Lineage: Eukaryota; Metazoa; Chordata; Actinopteri; Characiformes; Serrasalmidae. The transcript has 8 exons. The record is from RefSeq and is a predicted model, not a curated record. Bases 149 to 865 code for a protein of 238 amino acids.